Messenger RNA from Fusarium subglutinans, 705 nucleotides. RefSeq lists its product as uncharacterized. NCBI's taxonomy places the organism in Eukaryota, Fungi, Ascomycota, Sordariomycetes, Hypocreales, Nectriaceae. The coding region runs from base 1 to 705 and encodes 234 amino acids. The record is from RefSeq and is a predicted model, not a curated record. The transcript has a single exon. Gene Ontology annotation, molecular function: RNA binding; phenylalanine-tRNA ligase activity.
AUGAGUGGACCAACCAAAACACAGAGUAUUCUAGACAAUGCACAUAUAUCGCCUGAAAUAUUUGAGCUGCGCCCGGAUUAUCGGGCCCUCCUAGUACAAGCCGAGGGCAUCCCUCCAGGGCCCAGCGACGCAGCCAGUGAGGCCAUGUUGAGGGAUGCAGAGGAGCACGUCAAGGCUCUCACAUCAACCAAAUCCGUCACUGAGCUCCCCCAUAUCGCAGCUUGGCGAGAAGCUUACAAGGCCUUCGGCGCCAAGCACCAGCGCACCCGCAAUAGCCUGGAAGCCCUGACACUCCGUGUUGAUAAGGGCGGCCUACCGCGCGUCAACCGAUUGACAGACAUUUAUAACGCCAUUUCUGUCAAGCAUAAUCUGGACAAGUAUGAUGGAGCGCCCUUCUUGAUCCGCGCUACUGGCAAGGAAGAAUUUCACACUACGGCUAGUGGACAGCCCUCGAUAGAGCUAGCAGCCCCUGGGGAACCAAUAUGGUGUGACAGUACUGGUAUUACUUGUCGUAGAUGGAAUUGGCGACAAGGUCCGCGGACUGUAUUAACGGACGAGACUACUCGCGUCCUCUUUAUCUUAGAUGCUCUGAAGCCAUUGUCAGACGAAGAGCUUGUUACGGCUGCUGAGGAACUCUGCAGUGCGCUCAAGGCACUAUCUCCAUCAGUGGAGACAUCUUAUCGAGUUCUCAGCGGUCCUGUAUAG